Molecule: messenger RNA, 4176 nt
Organism: Xenopus tropicalis (tropical clawed frog)
Lineage: Eukaryota; Metazoa; Chordata; Amphibia; Anura; Pipidae
Product: transmembrane protein KIAA1109-like
Exons: 17
Coding region: 1315-3450 (711 amino acids)
Biological process (GO): RNA processing
Molecular function (GO): adenosine deaminase activity; RNA binding
Source: RefSeq, a predicted model, not a curated record
GGUAUUUAGCACGGUUUCACCCUAAACUAUUUGGCAGCAGAAGGAUGUUGGUAGCACAGCAGUGACCGGCACCUGCUUGUACUCUGAACACUCUCCCGGGCAAAGCCCCUUUCUAUCGUUCCCUAUAGGUCCGUGAGGCAGUCAGUAAAAGCCAACUGACCAAUAGGAAGAGUGGGCUUGGCAGGCAGGCCGGGCACAGUGAUACAUGUACAGCCGGUCAGGGAAUGAUCUGCUUCUGAAGUGACCCUGCCGGCUCAUUCACACCUGGAAUAGUGGAAGGGCUAGCUUCACUACUCACGUACCAAUCUUUUUUUUUUAUUGUACCCGCAGUGUAAUUGCCUGUAAUAGAAGCUUUUGUAUCCCUACAUGUUGCGCUGGUGUGGGGGCACCCAUGGGCGCCCUGUGUAUCUCAGCGCUAGAUAAAGCGAGCUGGUUGUUGCAAACAGGGUCGGACUGGUCCCAGCCUCUCUGCCGCCAGCCCACAAGGCGCACCCUCUAACUUCCAUAAUUAUCAACUCACUCCCCACUGCAGCUACCGCUAAUGCUACUUUCCCUUUAAGAGGAGAACCGAACGUCUUAAGGAGCCUGCGCGAUGACGUCACCCGGCAUGCUUUACGUGGGAGAACCAGAGGGAGAGUGAGGUGCGUGAGGGAGGGUGCGGUCCUCAGAUUGUAGUUCUGUCUGCUCUGUGUAAGCGGAGUCACUGCUGCUUGGAGCUUUAAUAAAACCCACUGAGUUCUUGAUUCUAAAGGUUCGACAAUCGCUCUGCUGUUCUGGCAAAAUGGCAAAUAAUGUGAACUGGAUUCAGCAUUCAAGUGUGCCAAGUUUUGCACAGAUGCUAAAGAAGAAUUUACCUGCUCAAGCUCCAGCUGUGAAUCUGAGCUCCACAGUUUCCACAUGCUGCCCAUAUGUUGAACCUGAUUGUGGAACAGCAAAGGUUACUCAAAUCACAGGUAACUUUCGAGAACCAUUUUUAUCAGAAAUGAUUGUACCUGCAUCACUCUCCUCACUGCCACCUAGAAAGGUUACAAAAGAAUUUGUGGUGAAAUACAGACAUGGUGACCUCAAUCCUGUUUCUGCUUUAUACCAGUUUGCAUAGAUGCAGCGAAUGGAAAUUGAUCUAAAAUCAACUGUAACAACAGAUAAGCGCACUUUUAUUCAUGAAAAGAUUUCCUCUAUUAUUAAAGAAACCUUUACUAAUUUAAUAUCCAAAUAUCCUGAAUAUGAAAGCUGUGGUAGCUCAUUAGCUGCGUUUGUGAUUGAAAAAGAUACUUUUAUAGGCAGUUGCUGCUUUUCUACAGUGGAAAUAAUGGAAUGAUGGACAAGUCCAUAUUUUGCACAGAACCUGCAACCAACCUUCUUGCUGUUAAACCAAAUUUCAAUAUCUUCCUGUACAUGAAUCAGCUUCCAAAAGGAGCUGCUCAGACAAAUCCCCAACUGAGCUAUGACAGAAGCUGUAGAAGUUUGGACCAAGACUCUCCCUCUAAAAAGAAAAAAAUGCAAGCUAAUUAUUCCUCAACAACUCACUUACUUGUGGGGAAGAAAGUGCCAUCCUCACUCCAAACCAAACCAAGUGAAUUGGAAACUACAGUGUUUUAUAUUCCUGGGGUUGAUGUAAAGUUACACUACAAUUCCAAAACAUUAAAGACAGAGUCGCCAAAUGCCUCAAGAGGAUCUUCUUUGCCAAGAACUCUUUCAAAAGAGUCCAAGCUGUAUGCCAAAGGAAAGGGAAGCAGUGGAGUUAAAACAGCAAAAUUGUAUGCUUGGGUAGCUCUGCAGUCACUUCCAGAAGAAAUGGUUAUCAGCCCAAACCUGCUAGAUUUCCUUGAGAAAGCCUUAGAAACAAUACCAAUCACUCCAGUUGAAAGGAACUAUGCAGCAGUGAGCUCUCAAGAUGAGGAUAUCGGACAGUUUGACCUGCAGGAUCCACUGGAAGAAUCAACAACCUCUUUAGUAUCAUCUUCAACUUCUCCAUAUUCAUCUUUUCCUGUUGAUGUGGUUGUCUACGUCAGGGUUCAGCCAUCUCAAAUUAGGUUCAGCUGUCUGCCAGUUUCCCGGGUUGAAUGUAUGCUGAAAUUGCCCUCUCUAGACUUGGUAUUCUCUUCAAACAGAAGUGAGCUAGAAACCCUUGGACCAUCACACCCCUCAGAUUCAUCUAUUGGAAAUCUUUCCAUGCCAAGUGGAUCAAAACCAAAUCUAAACAAAUCUGGGAUGCCAGGGACAUCCCCUGGGCUUGGUAGCCCCCUUGGGAGAACACGACACAGCAGCAGCCAGUCUGAUUUGACCAGCUCUAGCAGCAACUCGUCAGGCCUGAGUUUCACAGCUUGCAUGUCCGAUUUCUCCCUGUAUGUGUUUCAUCCUUAUGGAGCAGGAAAACAGAAAUCUGCAGUAUCAGGACUCACUCCAGGACCCAGUGGCUUAGGUCAGGUAGAUGAAGAACCUACGUCAGUUACUGGCCGUAAAGACUCCCUUAGUAUCAAUCUAGAGUUUGUUAAGGUCAGUCUGUCCAGAAUGAGACGAUCAGGUGGAGCUUCAUUCUUUGAGAGUGUAUCUGCUAACAAAACCCCUAGUAAGAUGGAUACCACUUUAAUCAACAUAUCAGCGGUGUGUGACAUCGGAUCUGCCCCUUUCAAAUAUGAUAUGCGCCGCCUUAGUGAGAUUCUGGCUUUUCCAAGGGCAUGGUACAGAAGAAGUAUUGCUAGACGUUUGUUUCUUGGUGAUCAAACCAUCAAUUUACCUGAACUAAAUUUACUUCGGAAUGUUGAUGCCAACAAUGCAGAAAGCAGCACAGCAGUGAAGAACUUGAGUUUGUUAAGUGGCUUCAGGGGAGGCUCCAGUUACAACCACGAGACAGAGACAAUCUUUGCUUUGCCAAGGAUGCAGCUAGACUUCAAAUCUAUACACGUUCAGGAGCCUCAAGAACCUGUCCUGCAAGAUGACAGCAAACCUAAGGUGGCAUGCAGUGUGGUAACGGAGUUUACUGACCAUAUCUGUGUGAUGAUGGAUGCAGAACUGAUCAUAUUCCUACAUGAUAUGGUGUCUGCUUACCUAAAGGAGAAAGAAAAAGUUAAAUUUCCACCUCGAGUCUUUACUACUCGCCCAGGCCAGAAAAGCCCUGUUAUACAGAUCAAUGAAAGCUCUUCUGAGAAGGAGAAAGAAGAAAACACUAACUACACCUAUGUAGACUGGAGGGAAUUUAUGUGCAAUACUUGGCAUCUUGAGCCCACCCUCAGGCUUAUUUCAUGGACAGGAAGGAAAAUUGACCCAGUUGGUGUUGAUUACAUCCUUCAGAAGUUAGGCUUUCACCACGCCAGAACUACUAUUCCAAAAUGGUUACAGCGUGGAGUAAUGGAUCCUCUGGAUAAGGUCCUUUCAGUCCUCAUAAAGAAACUUGGCUCUGCCCUUCAAGAUGAAAAAGAAAAGAAGGGGAAGGACAAAGAAGAGCACUGAACACAAAAGCAAGAAAGUGAACAACAUGUUAAACUACUGAACAAACACAUUUUUAGUAUCUUUUGUAUAGCAAAUCAAUGUUUUUAUUUGACAUGAGCCCAUUUGACUUUGGAAACAAGUUUUUGAUUUCCAGAUCAACCACCAAUAUUGUAAUUGGAUUCUCUGGAUUCAAACUAAUUCACUGAAAAUGUGACAAACUUAACUUCUGUCUUUCUUUAUGCUACUGUGCUACUAACCUCUUCAUCCCUGGGUGCUGUUCUAGUUGUGUUACUCUUGAUUGCUAUUCCAUUUUUUUUGUUAAUAAGUGAGUUUACGCUUUAUGCCAGCUGCAGUGUUUUCUAUAGGCCAAGUGUAUAGCUCUCUUUGCUUUAAGUACCUGCAUGUUGGUGAGUAAGAACAUGCAUUCUUGAGCAAAGUAACACUGAGAUAUCCUUUUGUGUAAGUAAUCUUGGGGAUGAGCGCCUGUAUUGCAAACCCGUAAAUAGGAACCUCAGGGAUGAGGGGGGUUAUAAUAAUUCCGUUGUGAAUAAAAUUGUUCCAUUGGGGAAGCAUUGCAUGUUUAUGUAUAUUUUGGACUAAAAAUAGGGUUGAAACACUGUAAAAUGUAGGGGGCUAUUGUUAUUACUUUGUAUUAAGUGCAAUAUGAUUUUAUUUCUGUGAUAACUGCAGAAUAUUAACUGUGAAUUUAUUUUAUUUUGUCAUAAUACAUUUUGUUGACAAUAUGAA